ACUCUUGCACAUCCCCUCUCGCGCACUCGGCUGCAGCGCCGCUUCUCGUUACACCUCCGGUGCGCUUUAUGUUUUUUUUUUUAACCAUGUUUUAAAGAAUAUCUCUGUUUUCUCUUUCUCUCCGGAGUGGACUCCUCUUCCUCGGGAGAUGCUCGGGUUGUGUGGGAUGGGUGUUUUUUCUUCGUCCUGUGCGGAGCUACAUGCUGCACGUUCGGCUAAUAACUAGCACGCGCUGCUAAGAUCAGAGCGGAGCCGCCUCGCGCAGCAGCGCGUCAGUGUACCGACACCGUUUACCUCCUUCCUCCUCCAUCGCCUCCUCCUCAUCAUCAUCUUCCUCGUCUCCCACCGUCCUCUCGGCCCGGGCUCGGUAGGAUGGAAGCCCUGGCCGGAAGCUUGUUUGCGGUCCGGAGCUCGUGACACAUCUAGAAAAUCAUUAUUUUUUUUUCAAUUAUUUUUUUCCACCAAAACAUGCCGCUGAAAUGGAAAAGCGCUUCUCCCGUCAGCUGGAAAUUCCCCGUGCCUGUCCUUAAAACCUCCCGGUCCUCUCCGUUGUCACCGGCUUACAUAUCCCUGGUGGAGGAUGAUGAUGCGCAUAUGAAGGUGUCUCUUGGCUGUGGUGAGAUGGGGCUCUCCGCCCACCUGCAGGCAUCCAAGACGGGCAACACCCGCUUCUUCACCAGUAACACACACAGCUCCGUCGUCCUACAAGGUUUUGACCAGUUGAGGAUAGAGGGGCUGCUGUGCGAUGUGACAUUGGUGGCCGGCGACGGCGACGAGGCGUUUCCUGUCCACCGAGCCAUGAUGGCGUCAUCCAGCGACUAUUUCAAAGCCAUGUUCACAGGUGGGAUGAAGGAACAGGACCUGAUGUGCAUCAAGCUGCACGGCGUGAACCGCAUCGGCCUGAAGAAGAUCAUCGACUUCAUCUACACCGCCAAGCUCUCGCUCAACAUGGAGAACCUGCAGGACACCCUGGAGGCAGCCAGCUUCCUGCAGAUCCUCCCGGUGCUCGACUUCUGCAAAGUGUUCCUCAUCUCCGGGGUUUCUCUGGAGAACUGCGUGGAGGUGGGGCGCAUCGCUAGUGCGUACAAUCUGGCCGAGGUGGACAAAUACGUGAACAACUUCAUCCUGAAGAACUUCCCGGCGAUCCUGGGGACGGGCGAGUUUGUGAAGCUUCCUGUGGAGAGACUAGCCUUCGCUCUGUCCUCUAACGGUCUGCGGCGCUGCAGCGAGCUGGAGCUGUUUAAAGCAGCAUGUCGCUGGUUGCGGGCGGAGGAUGGGCGCAUGGAGCAUGCUGCGCGUCUCAUGCGCAACGUCCGCUUCCCGCUGAUGAGCCCGAGCGAGCUCAUCAACCACGUACAGACGGUGGACUUCAUGCGCACGGACAACGCGUGCGUCAACCUGCUGCUGGAGGCCAGCAACUACCAGAUGAUGCCCUACAUGCAGCCGGUGAUGCAGUCCGAGCGCACGGCUAUCCGCUCCGACAGCGCACACUUAGUGACUCUGGGUGGCGUCCUGCGCCAGCAGCUGGUCGUCAGUAAGGAGCUGCGUCUGUUCGAUGAGAAGGCACAUGAGUGGCGUGCGCUGGCGCCAAUGGACGCACCUCGCUACCAGCACGGCAUCGCAGUCAUCGGCAACUUCCUGUACGUCGUCGGAGGACAGAGCAACUACGACACCAAAGGGAAGACCGCAGUGGACACGGCCUUCCGCUACGACCCGCGCUACAACCGCUGGAUACAGGUGGCCUGCCUCAACGAGAAGAGGACCUUCUUCCAUCUGAGCGCGCUCAAAGGCCACCUGUACGCCGUGGGAGGCAGGAACGCUGCUGGAGAGCUUGCGACGGUGGAAUGUUAUAACCCCAGGACGAAUGAGUGGACGUAUGUAGCCAAGAUGAAUGAGCCGCACUAUGGCCACGCAGGAACAGUGUACGGCGGUUACAUGUACAUUUCCGGCGGGAUCACGCACGACACCUUCCAGAAGGAGCUGAUGUGCUUCGACCCGGAGGCUGACCGGUGGACGCAGAAGGCGCCCAUGACGACGGUGCGUGGGCUGCACUGCAUGUGCACAGUAGGCGACCGGCUCUACGUGAUCGGCGGCAAUCACUUCCGGGGCACCAGUGACUACGACGACGUCCUGAGCUGCGAGUACUACAGCCCGGCGCUGGACGUGUGGACGGGCAUCGCGGCCAUGCUGCGUGGUCAGAGCGACGUGGGCGUGGCCGUCUUCGACAACAAGAUAUACGUGGUGGGCGGCUACUCGUGGAACAACCGCUGCAUGGUGGAGAUCGUGCAGAAGUACGACCCAGACAAGGACGAGUGGCACAAAGUCUUCGACCUGCCUGAGUCGCUGGGUGGGAUCCGGGCAUGCACGCUGACUGUCUACCCUCCGGACGAGCUGGCGCUGGCGGGGUCACCCAGCCGGGAGUCGCCCCUGUCGGCCCCUUGAAAACGGAGGGGGGGAGAGAUGGAAAGAGAGAGAGAAAUGACGCUGCAGCACAGACACGCAGACGACUCGAGGGACACGGCGCGGUUCGCUUCGCUCGGUUCGCAUCUCUCCCUCCGUGGGUUCCCUUUCUUUUUUCUCUUCUCCCUCUCUCUUCCUCUCACACUUUCUCUCUCCGGGAAAAAAAAAGACAGACAAUGUUUGCACUUCGGCCCCGCCCCCAAUUUUACUCCGUGGUGAAGCCCCUCCCUCCCUUCUGCAAUCUACGCUGAAGAACCCUCAUUCCCCCAUCCCUUUAUCCUUUACCCCCUCCCCCCAUCCCCCCCUUCUUAUUUUUUGAGAAAGGAAAAAUUGGGACACACCUCCUCGGUUGGGCAACCUAAUUAUAUCUUGAUGUUACUUUGUUUUUGUUUUUUUAUUGUUAUUAUUAUUAUUAUUAUUUGUUUUUACUCCUCACCUUAUUUGGCAGGAAUAAUCUUGACUUGAAAAAAACAAAAAAGGAAAAAAAAAAAAAGAGUGACUUUGCAAUUCAACUUUUCUACCUGACGCCUCUGGAGUUUUCAGUAUGCUGGUUUUCGUCGUUCUCUCCACGAUCCCCAGAGUCCUUACACUACAGCACACGGCAUCACCUCCCUCCCCCCUACCUCCCUCCAUUUCCACAGUCUCGCUCUUUUUCUUUUCUUUUGUCCUUCUUUCUGUUUGUUUCACUUUCUUGUCAUUCAUUCUUCAUCUCUCUCUCUCUCUCACUCUUGCUCUCGCUCUUGCUCUGUGUCCUCCACUUUAGGGGGUUAGUUGACCUUUGACUUCAGGAAGAGGAAACAGAUUUCAACUCAGGGGCUGGCCUGCCCCCCCCAUACCCCCAACACCCCAACACCCCCCCCCUCAAAAAAAUGACAUUUCAUCACUUUGUUCCUGCUGUUGUUAUGAACCGUUAAGAAAAAUGGU
Molecule: messenger RNA, 3384 nt
Organism: Hemibagrus wyckioides
Lineage: Eukaryota; Metazoa; Chordata; Actinopteri; Siluriformes; Bagridae
Gene: klhl13
Product: kelch-like family member 13
Exons: 7
Coding region: 469-2442 (657 amino acids)
Biological process (GO): regulation of cytokinesis; protein ubiquitination
Cellular component (GO): Cul3-RING ubiquitin ligase complex
Molecular function (GO): ubiquitin-protein transferase activity; cullin family protein binding
Source: RefSeq, a predicted model, not a curated record